Racocetra fulgida is the source of this 831-nucleotide messenger RNA. Lineage: Eukaryota; Fungi; Glomeromycota; Glomeromycetes; Diversisporales; Gigasporaceae. The record is from the annotation of a GenBank genome assembly.
AUGAGUUUUCAAGAUGAUAAAAUACCUAUUAAUAAAUUACUUAAAAACCUUCAAAAUGAUGAAUCUUCACAACCUCAAGCUAUAUUAUUAGCUUGUGGAUCUUAUUAUCCUAUUCAUAAAUUUCAUAUUGAAAUUUUUGAAAUUACCAAAAAAUAUUUGGAAGAAAAAAAAAAAUACAAAGUAGUCUUAGGAUAUAUAUCACCUUCAUCUGAUAAAUAUAUUUAUCAAAAAUAUCCUAAAGAUAAAAUUUCACAAGAUGAUAAAAUUAAAAUGACUCAAGAUAAGAAAAUUAAAAUGAUUCAAGAUAAUAGAAUUAAAAUGAUUAAAUUAAUUACAAAUGAAUCAUCUUGGAUUGAUAUUACUACUUGGGAAUUAUCUCAAAACAAUGCUAUAGAUAUUCUUAAUUAUAAUCAAGUUGUUAAACAUAUAUCUACAUUUUUAAAUGAAAAAACUGAACAAGUAAAACAAGCUUUAAAAGGAAGACAAUUAAAAAUAAUUUAUUUAUGUGGAUUAGAUCAAGCUUUAAAGAAAGAAAGACAAGGAUUAAAAUAUUUGGAAAAUUAUGAAAUUGCAAUUGUUGAAAGAUUUUUUAAUAGUGAAGACAAAGUUGAAGAUUGGAUUAAAAAUGGUAAAGAAAAAUUAAGUGAAAAAUAUAAAGAUAAAUGGCAAAUUCUUGAAAAUCAAAUCUUUUUUAUAGAUUGUAAUAAUAAUAAUGAAAUAAGCUCAACGAAAAUUAGAGAAUGGUUAAAAAAGGAUGAUGAUAAUUGGAAACAAAUGUGUCAUCCAAAAAUAGUAGAAUACAUCGAAGAAAAAAAUAUUUUAGCUUCUUAA